AAGCAAACAUAUAUAAGUUUCUCUUCCUCAAAAAACAAAGAAACCAAAAGAGGAAGUGAGAUUAAUAUUCAUAAGAUGAGUGAGUUAACAUGUUGUGAGAAACUUAAUGCAUGGCUAAGAAAGUCAAAGGAUUAUUUGCUUAUAAUAAGUUUGCAAUUUGGUUCUGCUGGCAUGUAUGUUCUCACCAUGGAUGCACUUAACAAGGGAAUGAGUCAUUAUAUUUUUGUGGUUUAUCGUAAUAUUAUUGCUACUGUUGCUCUUGCUCCAUUUGCAUUCUUUCUCGAAAGGAAAAUUAGGCCAAAGAUGACAGUUCGAAUAUUUUCGGAAAUUAUGGCACUGGGUUUUGUUGAGAUAAUACUUGAUCAAUGUUUCACGUUUUUGGGGAUGAAGCUAACAUCAUCAUCUUUUGCAUCUGCGGUUAUGAAUUCCGUACCAUCCAUCACCUUUGUACUUGCAAUCUUAUUUAGAUUGGAGAGGAUGAAACUUAGGGAGAUAGGAUGUCAAGCAAAAGUGAUUGGCACCGUGGUGAGUCUUGGAGGUGCUUUUCUAAUGGCACUAUAUAAAGGUCCUGUUCUUCAUAUUGCUGGUUCUUCAACAGUAAAACAGAUGCACCAACCUGAAAAUGUCAAUGAUCCAACUGGUUCACACUGGCUCCUUGGUGCUGUGUUCCUCCUCAUCGGUUGUGCUGGCUUUGCCGGUUUCUACAUUUUACAAACCAUAACAUUGAAAAAGUAUCCGGCAGAAAUGUCUCUUGCCACAUGGAUUUGUUUCAUUGGUGCACUUCAAAGCAGUGUAGUAACUUUUUUCAUGGAGCGUCGUAGCCUUGAAGCUUGGGCUUUGGGCCUGGACUCUAGACUAUUUGCUUCCUUAUACGCGGGGAUAGUAACUUCAGCAAUUCAAUUUUACGUACAAGGUUCUGUAAUUAAAUCUAUGGGACCUGUUUUUGUGACUGCUUUUAAUCCUCUUCGUAUGAUCAUAGUCAUAGCUUUAGCUUGUAUCUUCAUCUCAGAAAAACUGCACCUCGGAAGCAUUGUUGGAGGAGUGGUGGUGGUUACUGGAUUAUAUCUUGUUGUAUGGGGAAAAUCAAAGGAACAAAAGAGUAUCAUGUUAGAGAAAGAGUCCCUGCAAAAAAUCUCCCAACAAGGACAACAAAAAUUAUCGAUUACUGUCUCCAAAAUUGAUGACAAUGUUAAUACUAAUAAAGCUCAAUUGGUCACAGUUGUAGAUCCAACAAGUAAAUAGAGACAAUCAUUACAGUAAAAUUAAGUGGUCACAUUGUUGGAGUGUUUGUGACACUGGCUUACGAACAUCGUCUAUUUCAGAACUUGGAUGAUUUUGUUUUUGUUUUUGAGUUUUAGUUCUGCAUUUAACAAAAUAUGAAAGGGGUGUCUUCCUUUUGUGUUUCUUUGUUGCAUUGUUGACUUUAACAAAUUAUAUAAAUAAAAAGAGAUAGUCAUAUGUCUCAAAUUACUUGA
This is a messenger RNA of Vicia villosa (hairy vetch), 1475 nucleotides long. Its product is annotated as WAT1-related protein At4g08290-like. The transcript is spliced from 7 exons. The record is from RefSeq and is a predicted model, not a curated record. Gene Ontology annotation, cellular component: plasma membrane. The coding region runs from base 76 to 1242 and encodes 388 amino acids. NCBI's taxonomy places the organism in Eukaryota, Viridiplantae, Streptophyta, Magnoliopsida, Fabales, Fabaceae. Gene Ontology annotation, molecular function: transmembrane transporter activity.